AUGCGUCUUAAUGGAGUCUUGCCCAUUGAAGAUAAUUUCGAAGUUUGCAAAGCUUUCAAUUGUACUCAUAACGAAAGAUGUUGUUACGAAGUAUCUCUUACGAAGAUGAUGCUACAAAAAUGUCUUCCUCCAUCUUCUUGCGACUUUCUCUUCACUAAUUUCCUCCAAUUGUCUGCCAACCUUUUCUGUUAUGGUUUAAGCAGCAAAAGUCAUAAAGUACUUGCACAUCAAGAGAAUAAUUCAACAUCUACACAACUGUCAAUACAAUGA
Molecule: messenger RNA, 270 nt
Organism: Clunio marinus
Lineage: Eukaryota; Metazoa; Arthropoda; Insecta; Diptera; Chironomidae
Source: the annotation of a GenBank genome assembly